Cuscuta epithymum is the source of this 663-nucleotide messenger RNA. NCBI's taxonomy places the organism in Eukaryota, Viridiplantae, Streptophyta, Magnoliopsida, Solanales, Convolvulaceae. The record is from the annotation of a GenBank genome assembly.
AUUAUAGUGAUUAUAUGAAAUUUGUGCUCAUCUGCACGGGAGUGUUAUUCUUGUCCUUGGCCCUUGGGCAUCGGCAUUGUUUGUAUUAUAACAAGCAAACAUCGUAUGAUUGACAACAUGCAUGUGCAUGGUGGCCGGAGUGAGAAAGGGUAUGGAAUCUGGGAAGAUGGAUAUUCAGAUGGAGGAUAUUCAAGAAGUAUCACCUCUUCAAGUAUCAUUUCCUUCAAGUUCGGAUGUGUUGGGAGAUGAAUUAGAAUUAAGCAACGCCUAUAAGGCUGUAAGAAGGCUUCUUACAGACCGUGAACUGUUGGACCGUAUUGCAGAUCCUACUUACUCUAUUGCGGAUCCCAAUUGGAGUUCAUCAAGUUCUAUAUUGGUUCCUAGAAGGAGUACUCGUCUUAAGGAAAAAAACUUUGACUCAGAAAAAGUAGGGUUGGUUUUUCAAUAUUUGUUGGGCUCCGGACCAGGCCCGAAGUAUUGCUAUACAUCUUUUCCUUGUACUUUUAUGUUUUUUUUCUUUUAUUUCGCUUCUUGCACUGUAAUUUUUUAUUUUAUGAAUAAAAAAAGUAACUUAACAAAAAAAAAAAGAAGGUAACAACUGAAAAUUCUAAAAGUGCUAAAAUAUGUUUUUGUAACUCUUAUUCAUACUAUCUGUGGUUCAAU